This is a messenger RNA of Spinacia oleracea (spinach), 3658 nucleotides long. RefSeq names its product vacuolar protein sorting-associated protein 41 homolog. Gene Ontology annotation, cellular component: late endosome; HOPS complex. Gene Ontology annotation, molecular function: protein binding. The transcript has 19 exons. The record is from RefSeq and is a predicted model, not a curated record. NCBI's taxonomy places the organism in Eukaryota, Viridiplantae, Streptophyta, Magnoliopsida, Caryophyllales, Amaranthaceae. Gene Ontology annotation, biological process: cellular response to starvation; macroautophagy; protein targeting to vacuole. The coding region runs from base 487 to 3336 and encodes 949 amino acids.
CUGAAAAUAAAAAAAUCGAACAAACCCAGAUCAACUAUUCCUCAUCGCAGCGCCACGCUUCCUCUCCUUGUUGCUCUCUGCCCCUCUUCUCGCCGGAUUAGCGCUUGAGGUUUUAUGGGGUUCCCCUUUUAUCUUUAGCGGCAAUGCUGAAUUUUGAAGGGGGGAAAAUGCGCCGGAGUUCUGGGUAAGGUUACCCGCCGGAGGUCUAGGAAAGGGAGAGUUCUGCCGGAAUCUGGGUGAAAAUAGAGUUGGGACAAGAGAUUGAUGGAGAGAGGAGGAUGAUUUAAUAAUAAUAAUAAUAAUAGGGUAAUUGGUGUUAUUUAAUAGGACGGGUAAUAGGGACCACAAACUUUCCCAAAAUUGACAAUCAUACCAGCACUUGAAAAAACAUUGACAACACAAAAUCACCAUCUUCCUCUCUCCUCUCCUCUCCUCUCAAGGUCUCCUCCAUCAUUCAUCAUCACACCUUCUAAAACCGUGAUCCAAAUGGCCCCACUUCCGUCGGAAAACGGCGUCGACGGCGAUGACGAACGAGACGAAGAAGAAGACGACGAUUUAUCAGAAGAUGAAGAAACCACAACAAUUGCUGAAGAAGAAGAGCCGAAGCUCAAGUACCAGAGAAUGGGCGGCAGCUUAUCCUCUUUGUUGUCGACUGAUGCCGCAACUUGUAUUUCAGUUUCCGACCGUAUGAUCGCCCUCGGCACUCACUGCGGUGCCGUUCACAUUCUUGAUUUCCUCGGCAAUCAGGUGAAGGAAUUUCAUGCACACAAGGCUGCUGUAAAUGACCUUAGCUUUGAUAUAGAUGGCGAAUAUAUUGGGAGUUGCUCAGAUGAUGGAUCAAUUGUUAUAAGCAGUCUCUUCGCUGACGAAAAACGCAAAUUUGAGUAUCAUAGACCAAUGAAGGCAAUAGCUCUUGAUCCUGAUUAUGCAAGAAAAUCGUUAAAAAGAUUUGUGGCUGGUGGAUUAUCUGGUCAAUUGAUAUUCUACACCAAGAAGUGGUUUGGAUAUCAGGAGCAGGUAUUGCAUUCUGGUGAGGGUCCAAUACAUGCAGUGGCAUGGAGGACAAGUUUCAUUGCUUGGGCUAAUGAUGCAGGUGUGAAGGUUUAUGACACUGCCAAUGAUCAGCGUGUGACUUUUAUCGAGAGACCACGAGGAAGUCCACAUCCCGAGCUCUUGCUCCCGCACUUGGUUUGGCAGGAUGAUGAACUUUUGAUUAUCGGCUGGGGCACAUCAGUGAAGAUUGCUUCUCUAAGGGGUAAUCAACAUGGAAGAGGGAAUGGGACCUACAAUCCUGUGUAUGUAUUAAGCUCAAACCAGGUGGAUAUCGUUGCAUCUUUCCAGACAAACUAUUUUAUUUCAGGCAUUGCUCCAUUUGGUGAUUCUUUGGCUAUUCUAGCCUAUAUCCCUGGAGAGGAAGAUGGAGAGAAAGAUUUUAGUAGUACAGCUCCAUCACGGCAGGCUAAUGCACAGAGGCCAGAAGUACGCAUUGUUACAUGGACUAAUGAUGAGCUGGCAACUGACGCUUUACCAGUUCAUGGUUUUGAACAUUAUAAAGCAAAAGACUACUGUCUUUCACACACUCCUCUCACAGGAAGUAACUAUAGUAAUGGCCGAUGGGCUGCUGGUGACGAACCACUAUACUAUGUUGUAUCCCCAAAAGACAUAGUAAUUGCAAAACCAAGGGAUGCUGAAGAUCACAUCAAUUGGCUUCUUGAGCACGGAUGGUAUGACAAAGCUCUAGCAGAAGUUGAAGUAACACAAGGACGAAAGGAACUUUUUGAAGAGGUGGGAUCUAGGUAUCUUGAGCAUUUACUUGCUGAGAAAAGAUAUGUUGAAGCUGCAGCUUUGUGUCCCAGAUUGCUGCAAGGGUCUGCUUCAGCAUGGGAAAGAUGGAUUAUUCGCUUUGCUCAGCUUCGUCAGCUGCCAAUUUUAGCUCGUUACAUGCCAACUGAGAACCCUAAACUCAGUGAUACUUUAUAUGAGCUUGCCCUUGUGGCUCUUGCAUUGAAUCCUACGUACCACAAGGAUUUCUUAUCAGCUGUGAAGUCUUGGCCGCGAUCAGUUUACUCUGCCUUGACUAUUUUGUCAGAGAUUGAGCCUCAACUUAGAGCUUCCUUGAUGACCGACGACCUGAAGGAGGCACUGGCAGAGUUAUACGUGAGAACCGGGCAAAACGAGAAAGCAUUUUCAUUCUUUGCUGAUCUGUUGAAACCAGAAGUUUUCGACUUCAUUGAGAGACAUAGCUUGCAUGCCGCUGUUCGUGAAAAGGUUGUCCAGCUGAUGAUGCUUGACACCAAACGUGCAACAUCCUUGCUGAUCCAGCAAAGGGAGCUGAUUACCCCAUCUGAUGUAGUGUCACAGCUUCUAAAGGCUGGAGAUAAGUGUGAUUUCAGAUACUUUUUGUAUCUGUAUUUGCAUGCUUUAUUUGAGGCCAGUCCUCAUGCAGGAAGGGAUUUUCAUGAUAUGCAGGUGGAGCUAUAUGCAGAUUAUGAUACAAAAAUGCUACUUCCUUUCCUCCGUAGCAGUCAACAUUAUACGCUGGAGAAGGCAUAUGAACUUUGUGUGAGAAAAGGUCUACUGAAAGAGCAAGCAUUUAUUCUUGGAAGAAUGGGAAAUUCAAAACAAGCCCUUUCUGUUAUCAUAAAUGAAUUAGGUGAUAUGGAAGAGGCUUUAGAAUUUGCUAGCAUGCAGAAUGAUGAUGAAAUUUGGGAAGAAUUGAUCAAGCUAUCUACCCAGAGGCCUGAAAUGGUUGGGAUGUUGCUGGAACAUACUGUUGGCAACCUUGAUCCUCUUCAUAUUGUAAAUGUUGUGCCUGAUGGACUGGAGAUACCUCGGCUUAGGGACCGAUUGGUCAAAAUCAUAACCGACUAUAGAACAGAAACUUCACUUAGACAUGGUUGUCAGGAUAUUUUAAAGGCUGAUAUUGUCAAUCUUUUGGUUAAGUACUACAAAGAAGCAAGGCAUGCAAUUUAUAUGAGCAACGCAGAGGAUGAAGCUAGAACCAAGAGAGAUGAAAAGAGAAUGGAAGAGUCCGUAACAAAACCACCAAAUUUUAAAAACAUGGAUUUGAAGUCCAAGACUAGGGUGGGAGGCAGAUGUUGCAUGUGUUUUGAUCCUUUUUCCACCCUAAAUGUCUCGGUUGUCAUUUUCUUUUGCUGUCAUGCAUAUCAUAUGACUUGUUACAUGGAUUCACUAAAUACAUAUAGUGACGAGAAAGAAGCUCGAGAUGGUUCCCUUGAUUCAGAUUAUGGUGAAUAUGAUGAUGAAGAGAAUGGUGAAAGUCAAUCAGAUUCCUCUCGGAUGCGGUGUAUUUUAUGUACUAAUGCAGCUAGUUGACUAAGAUGUUAGAUAGGGUGGUUUGUUGUAUCUUGUGUAUCUGUUUUUCUUUUUUUUUUGGUUCAUUUGCAUUUGUUCACCUUUUUGUUUGUAGCAUAAGUUUUCAGUUUUCAGUUUUCAGAUCGAGAGAGUGGGAGAGAUGCUUUGCUUGUCGUGCAACUUCCUGUGAAAGCAAGGUUUUUGGUGAUCGGAAUUCAUGAGUGUAUUAUUUAUCAAUUUUUAUUGAUGAUGGUUCAUUGUAAUAAACUUGUUUGGUCGUACUUGUUCAAAUGUAUAUUAUGGAUCUCCAAUGGAAGUUUGAACAUCUUUCAGUCAAAGAAAA